This is a messenger RNA of Galeopterus variegatus (Sunda flying lemur), 625 nucleotides long. RefSeq names its product eukaryotic translation initiation factor 2-alpha kinase 4-like. The transcript has 6 exons. The record is from RefSeq and is a predicted model, not a curated record. The annotation marks the transcript as partial. Gene Ontology annotation, cellular component: mitochondrion. Lineage: Eukaryota; Metazoa; Chordata; Mammalia; Dermoptera; Cynocephalidae. Gene Ontology annotation, biological process: mitochondrial translation.
GACAUUUUAAUUGGUCCUAUUUUAGGGCAACUUCUCAAUCCGGACAGCCAAGAUACAGCAAAAUGUGUGUGACACUAUCAUCCGCAUCUUUAAAAGACAUGGAGCUGUCCAGUUGUGUACCCCACUACUGCUUCCCCGAAAUAGGCAAAUAUACGAGCACAAUGAAGCUGCCUUGUUCAUGGACCACAGCGGGAUGCUGGUGAUGCUUCCUUUCGACCUGCGGGUCCCUUUUGCAAGAUACGUGGCAAGAAACAAUAUACUGAAUUUAAAACGAUACAGCAUAGAACGUGUGUUCAGACCUCGCAAGUUAGAUCGAUUUCAUCCCAAAGAACUUCUGGAAUGUGCAUUUGAUAUUGUCACUUCUACCACCAACAGCUCUCUGCCCACUGCUGAAAUCAUCUAUACUAUCUAUGAAAUCAUCCAAGAGUUUCCAGCACUUCAGGAGAGAAAUUACAGUAUUUACUUGAACCAUACCAUGUUAUUGAAAGCAAUACUCUUACAUUGUGGGAUCCCAGAAGAUAAACUCAGUCAAGUUUACGUUAUUCUGUAUGAUGCCAUGACAGAGAAGCUGACAAGGAGAGAAGUGGAAGCCAAAUUUUGUAAUCUUGCUUUGUCUCCUAAUAGU